Messenger RNA from Clonostachys rhizophaga, 1440 nucleotides. The record is from the annotation of a GenBank genome assembly. NCBI's taxonomy places the organism in Eukaryota, Fungi, Ascomycota, Sordariomycetes, Hypocreales, Bionectriaceae.
AUGCUGAUCUGUCAUGUAGAGAACGUUUUUGGGAAGCCAGAUACCUUUGUGGCCAAUAUCGAUGCAACGCGCCAGGAUUUGUUCUCACCAGCUGGCACCGAAAUAUUUAGGGAUAGUUUCCUACGAGCGGUACAUGCGGUCACAUUUGAGCACGGCAUUCUCAGAGCUACGUUGCGGGAGAAGUUGGGGAUUCAGCCGAAUUGGGUUGCAGCAAAUCACGUCGACUUGUCAGACCAUGUUGAGUGGUUAAAUUACAGCGUCAACGCGGAAGACUAUGAGGUCAUUCUACACUCGCACCGAGAGAAACUCAUCGACACGGAGUUUACUGAUACAGAGACUCGACCCGGCUGGCGAGUCACCAUACUUUCAUCGCAAGAGGUUGGAGUACUUGACAUUAUAUUUACCUACACCCAUACCAUCGCUGAUGGGAAGGGGGGUUUGGUGUUCAUUAAGUCCCUGCUGAAGCAGCUGCAGAGAGACUUCCCUAUACCUUCCAACGAAAGACUUCUCCUACCACCGUCACCACAUGAGCUGUGCGAUUUCCCCCUGACCCCCGGCCUCGUGCUAUCAACUUUGCGGAAAGAGCUCAGGCCGGACAUCUUUCGGUUUUCUCAAAGUUCUCAUGUUGGCUGGCUUCCCACUAGUGCUAAGGCGGUUCCUACCAGACUGAAAUCACUCAGGAUCGAAGCUCAUAUACUGGAAUCUAUCCUUCGAUCCUGCCGACAAAACUCCACAACUCUCACCGGCCUUGAGCAUGCUCUGGUCUUAAAAAAUUUGGCCACUCUUCUCUCGGCUGAUCAGGCGCAGGCUAUGACCUCCGUCACUACGAUAGAUUUGCGCCGUUUCAUGCCGAAGAAUCCUUCCAACUUUCCUGAUUUUGAUCCGGCAAACACGAUGGGGAACUUUAGCUCGGGAAUGAAGCAUCCCUUCGGCGGUGACCUCGUGCGACAGCUGCGGGAACUAUCGAAAGACCCUGAGGUGAAUAUCGCCAUGGAGCAGGCCAUAUGGAGCAUUUCCAGGCGAAUUCGCCUUGAAAUCGAGCAAAAGCUUUCACGGGGGCUAUCAAACGACAUCACCGGCUUAAUGAAGUUUGUAGGGGACUGGCGGGCCGAGGCUUCAAAAAAGACAGCCCGUCCAAGGGAGCAUUCUUGGUUGAUUUCCAAUCUUGGGGUGCUUUUGGCUGAUGGCUCCGAAUCGAUGACAAGCGGCGAGGCGCCUCACUGGCAUUUACAGGAUGCCACCUUUUCACUAAGCUCCGAAGCGGUGGGUGCGCCUUUCCGCAUUAGCCUUCUCACUGUACGCGGGAAGGCCUUAAAUAUCGAAAUCUGUUGGCAGGACUGUACUCCUAAAGAGAUAGCAGAGCGAAUCUUGGAAGACAUUCAUACCUUCCUUGUCGACUUGGCAGCUCACGAUGAGGCUAAUGUCAAGAGUUCACAUUAG